AAGCGCGCGAGCAAGCAGGGCGCUAGGAGCGAGCGGUGGCUGGCGACGCACCCAAGGCCAGGGCACUACUGCGCCCCGGCUCAGGGCUCAGGCCCCGCCUGCUGCAGACCAAACUGAGCGCCUGGCCACGGCCCGAUCCCCCAUCGGCCCCGAGCCCAUCCCAGCCCAUCCUAGCCGAGCCCCUGCAUCCGCCUGCCGCUGCUGCAGCCGGAGCCGCAGCCGCAGCUCCAUCCCCAGCCCGGAACCCGCAUCCAGGCCGCCAGGAUGGACGUGUUCAUGAAGGGCCUGUCCAUGGCCAAGGAGGGUGUCGUGGCCGCCGCGGAGAAAACCAAGCAGGGGGUCACCGAGGCUGCGGAGAAGACCAAGGAGGGUGUCCUCUACGUCGGAAGCAAGACCCGAGAGGGGGUUGUACAAGGAGUGGCCUCAGUGGCUGAGAAAACCAAGGAGCAGGCAUCUCAUCUGGGAGGAGCCGUGUUCUCUGGGGCUGGGAAUAUCGCAGCAGCCACAGGCCUGGUGAAGAAGGAGGAAUUUCCCACCGAUCUGAAGCCGGAGGAAGUGGCCCAGGAAGCUGCAGAGGAGCCGCUGAUUGAGCCCCUGAUGGAGCCAGAAGGGGAGAGUUAUGAGGAACCACCCCAGGAGGAGUAUCGGGAGUAUGAGCCAGAGGCGUAA
Messenger RNA from Kogia breviceps (pygmy sperm whale), 669 nucleotides. It is a transcript of the gene SNCB, whose product is annotated as synuclein beta. Gene Ontology annotation, molecular function: cuprous ion binding. Lineage: Eukaryota; Metazoa; Chordata; Mammalia; Artiodactyla; Physeteridae. Gene Ontology annotation, biological process: chemical synaptic transmission; synaptic vesicle endocytosis; synapse organization. Gene Ontology annotation, cellular component: cytoplasm; axon terminus; neuronal cell body. The record is from RefSeq and is a predicted model, not a curated record.